This is a messenger RNA of Gambusia affinis (western mosquitofish), 2680 nucleotides long. RefSeq names its product nucleophosmin 1b (gene npm1b). The record is from RefSeq and is a predicted model, not a curated record. The transcript is spliced from 11 exons. Gene Ontology annotation, molecular function: chromatin binding; RNA binding; histone binding. Lineage: Eukaryota; Metazoa; Chordata; Actinopteri; Cyprinodontiformes; Poeciliidae. Bases 36 to 926 code for a protein of 296 amino acids. Gene Ontology annotation, biological process: regulation of centrosome duplication; ribosomal small subunit export from nucleus; ribosomal large subunit biogenesis. Gene Ontology annotation, cellular component: cytoplasm; ribonucleoprotein complex; centrosome.
UAUACUGGUUCUCAUCCUCUCCGCCCACUACAAAGAUGGAGGACGACAUGUCAGAUUUCAGCAGACCUCAAAUGUAUUUGUUUGGUUGCACUCUGAGGUCGGAUAAACGGGAGUUUAAAGUUGACCUAGAUGACGAAGAUACAGAACAACAGCUGUCACUCAAAGCAGUGUGUCUGGGAGCUGAGGCGGAGGACAAAUUCCACAUGGUGGAAGUCGAAGGGCUCACAUAUGAUGCAAAAACCUCCAAAGUACCGAUAGCUGUCCUGAAACCGUCUGUCCUGCCGUCUAUGAAUUUAGGAGGGUUUGAGAUCACUCCCCCUGUUACCUUUCGUCUUGUUUCUGGUUCUGGUCCAGUUCACAUUAGUGGACAACAUUUUGUCAGUGUAAAAGACUCAGAGGAUGAAGAGGAGGAGAACAACACAUCUCCGGUGAAACGGCCUGCAAACCUAUCCUUACUGAAGAAGCCUCCGCAGAAAAAACCUAAAAUGGAUUCUAAUGACGAGGAUGAUGACGAUGAAGAGGACAGUGAUGAAGAUGAAGACGAUGAUGAUGAGAGUGAUGAAGAGGAUGUGAAGCCUCAAAAGAAUGUGGCAAAAGCACUCCAAAAAAGCCCAGAGUUGAUGCCUAAAAAGCCCAACAAGACGCCUGUGAAACAAAAUGGACCUGCAGAAAAAUCUUCUGGACCAGCAGCGAAACCCCAGAUUAAGACUCCUGGAAAAGACAAAUCACAGGCAGGGCUGUCUAAGACAUUUACUCUGACUGACAUCAAGAACAAGUUAUCAUCAGCAGCCAAGGAGGGAAAACCACUCCCGAAGACGGAGCAGAAGUUUGAGAAUUUUGUGAGGACUUCCUACAAAGUCACUGACAAGAAAGUUGUCCAGGAUCUCUGGAGUUUUCUGCAAACCCUGAAGACUGAGAAGAAAUAAUAUGCUUUUAUCAGGAAGAAUUUCUAGGCUUUCCUAAAGGCACAGUCUGCAAUGUUUCCUGCUUAACAGAUAAAGACUACAGUCAGGAGGAUUGCAGAUAUUUAGUUAAGGUUGCUGCAAAGAUAAAAAAUUAUGUUCUUUUUUUUUUUUGGCUGCAAAGCACAUAUUAUGUUUGCUAACACAUUCAUUUGUUGGUUGACAUUUUGCUGAAAUUUUUUGAUAGGUAAGCUGAUCCAGAGCACCUGUAGGGAUGCAAACUGCAGUUGUCUGAGCAUCUUGUCAUGGGAAACAUACGAUUCUAACAUUUAACAGGCAACAAAUCCCACCUGCCCCGUGGAUGAAUAAUGUAAAGCAUAAUCUAAUUUCAAAGAUGAUGUUUAUAGAACAUAGACAACAACUACAUCAGCUAUGUUAAUUUCAUUCAUUUCAGGACUCACUACGUCAAAUACACAGUAAAUGAAUGCAGCAUACAGUGUUAGAGCAAUCAGCAGCUCCAGAACAGCUUCGUUUGGAUCUCUGACACUUUGUCCUUCCUUAGUAAAUGAUACAAAAGGAAAAAUUGCACAUUGUGCCUUUUAAAUGCUUCAUUUGCAGCCAGAGCGACAUCUCUGAGUCUUAUUUUUGUGAAUAUGAGUAGUUUUCAACCAUGCUAAAGACAUUUUCUAUCAUUGCUCACUGACAGCUCAUGUCUUUUGUUUUUUAUCAUUUUUAUUAUAAACGUGCUUUUUUGAUUUUAUCAAGGAAUAUACGUUUUUAGGUCCUACAAACAUACUGUAGUAGUUUUAUCUUUUAAAUGUAUCCGUUUAGCUAAAGCAAAGUCCACUGCUUCUUAAAUGAUCUCUCUACUAACCCAAAGGAUUAUCAUUUGAUCCAUACUCAAAACAAUCCAAAAAUGUAAUGUGGAAAAUAAGUAAUGCCAGAACUCAUAAAUUCUGUAGAUCUGCAGUAAUGUGUCCUGCUCAUAUCUAAUAAACAGUUGAAAAGCUUGUUUCAAGAUGUUUUCAACAGAAGUCAAUUUGACAUUUCUUUGUUUAUCCUUCAUAAUUUUUUGUGCUUUAAUAUUUAAUCCUGAAUACAUGUCUAAUCAAUAUGUUUUUUAAUCAAGUUUGAUUAUCAUUUAUUGCAAGAAAAUAUCCUACCCACGGCAGUAACCAGAAAUUCAGCCAGUGUUUAAUGGACAUCAAAAUCUGGUUUUGAGCUAAAAACAUAAGCAAAUUUUUGAGAUAAUUUUAUGAGGAUAUAUUGGGGCAGUAUAAGUACAGAAUAUUCUCCUGUCAGAUAUACCAGCGUAAUAAUAAUUCUGUGAUCUUGUAUAAUUCAAAUGUCUGUGUAGAGUUUUGGUUUCAGUUGAAUAUUUUGUAGUUAGUGAUGUUUUUGUCUGGUUAAUGUCAUUUACAAGACUUUGAUAACUUACCUAAAGCCAGGUUCAGAUGUUUCCUUGCUCUUGCUCGUGUCAUUGUUUUUAAUUAAGCUCAUUAAAUCUUUUCUGUAAAUAAAUCUCUUACGUUUGUUUGUAUAUGUGGCAGCUGAACACUUUCGUUCUCCUAUUUUCCCCAAAACUUUCCGAAAACAUUCAUAAAUCUAGAUACUGUUCUUUAUUUCAUGUUGCAGUUUAAUUUGAAAGUGUUUAGUGGAAGCCCUUUUGUUUUUUUGGCUGUCCUUUUCACCUCUAAUCUGUCACUUUUUGUUUGUCCUGAUUAUUUUUGAGUGAUGCUGGAAUAUGUUCAAAUAAACAAAGAGUUUUUUUUUCUCAA